AUGAAGACGAGGUCGCAGACCACCCCGAAGCCCCUCAAUACGGUGCGGCUGCCCCCCGUAGAGAGCCCCCGCACGAGGUCGAGGCCGAAGCCGAAGCCGGAGACGCGGAAGAAGGGGACCCUCGGCGACCUCCGCCGCCCCAAGAAGCCCCCAACCGCCUUCUUCUAUUUUAUGGAGGAUUUCCGGAAAACGUUUCAGGAAGAAAAUCCAAGUGUAAAAGCAAUGCAGGAUGUAGGGAAGGCAUGUGGUGAGAAAUGGAAUAAAAUGGCAUUUGAGGAAAAGGUGAAGUAUUAUGAUCUAGCUACCGAGAGGCGUGCUGAGUUUGAGAAGGCGAUGGCUCAAUAUAACAAGAAAAAGAAUGGUGAAUUGUCCGAAGAAUCAGAGUAG
Molecule: messenger RNA, 387 nt
Organism: Triticum turgidum subsp. durum (durum wheat)
Lineage: Eukaryota; Viridiplantae; Streptophyta; Magnoliopsida; Poales; Poaceae
Source: the annotation of a GenBank genome assembly